This is a messenger RNA of Ochotona curzoniae (black-lipped pika), 2068 nucleotides long. Its product is annotated as alanine aminotransferase 2. Gene Ontology annotation, molecular function: L-alanine:2-oxoglutarate transaminase activity; pyridoxal phosphate binding. The record is from RefSeq and is a predicted model, not a curated record. Gene Ontology annotation, biological process: biosynthetic process. NCBI's taxonomy places the organism in Eukaryota, Metazoa, Chordata, Mammalia, Lagomorpha, Ochotonidae. The transcript is spliced from 11 exons. Bases 72 to 1646 code for a protein of 524 amino acids.
UCUGCCUCGGGCUGUGCACGACGUGCUGUCUUUUUUCUUUUUGUGCCAGGAUUUCCCUCGGCAGGCGCGCGAUGCAGCGGGCUGCAGCGCUGGUCCGGCGGGGCUGCUGCCCCCGGACCCCGGGCCCCUGGGGCCGGCGGAGUCAAAGCAGCGCGGCCGCUGAGGCCUCGGCGGUGCUCAAGGUGCGGCCCGAGCGCAGCAGGCGCGAGCGCAUCCUCACCCUAGAGUCCAUGAACCCGCAAGUGAAGGCGGUGGAGUACGCGGUGCGGGGCCCCAUCGUGCUCAAGGCGGGCGAGAUCGAGCUGGAGCUGCAGCGGGGUAUCAAAAAACCCUUCACUGAGGUCAUCCGAGCCAACAUUGGGGAUGCCCAGGCCAUGGGCCAGCAGCCAAUCACCUUCCUCCGACAGGUGAUGGCACUCUGCACCUACCCAAACCUGUUGGACAGUCCCAACUUUCCAGAAGAUGCUAAGAAACGAGCCCGGAGGAUCCUACAGGCUUGUGGCGGGAACAGCCUGGGGUCUUACAGUGCCAGCCAGGGUGUCAACUGCAUCCGUGAAGAUGUGGCUGCCUACAUCACCAGGCGGGAUGGCGGUGUCCCUGCAGACCCAGACAACAUCUACCUGACCACUGGAGCUAGCGAUGGCAUUACUACAACCCUGAAGAUCCUCGUCUCUGGGGGUGGCAAGUCCCGAACGGGGGUGAUGAUCCCCAUCCCACAGUACCCCCUCUACUCGGCAGUCAUCUCUGAGCUCGGCGCCGUCCAGGUAAACUACUACCUGGACGAGGAGAACUGCUGGGCCCUCAACGUGAACGAGCUCCGGCGGGCAGUUCGGGAGGCCAAAGACCACUGUGACCCCAAGGUGCUCUGCAUCAUCAACCCUGGGAACCCCACAGGCCAGGUACAAAGCAGAAAGUGCAUAGAAGAAGUGAUUCACUUUGCCUGGGAAGAGAAGCUCUUUCUCCUGGCCGAUGAGGUGUACCAGGACAACGUGUACUCUCCGGACUGCAAGUUCCACUCCUUUAAGAAGGUGCUUUAUGAGAUGGGGCCUGAAUAUUCCAACAACGUGGAGCUCGCCUCCUUCCACUCCACCUCCAAGGGCUACAUGGGCGAGUGUGGCUACAGGGGGGGAUACAUGGAAGUGAUCAACCUGCACCCCGAGAUCAAGGGCCAGCUGGUGAAACUGCUGUCCGUCCGUCUGUGCCCGCCAGUGUCUGGACAGGCCGCCAUGGACAUUGUCGUGAACCCCCCCGUGCCGGGAGAGGAGUCCUUUGAGCAGUUCAGCAGGGAGAAGGAGUCCGUCCUGGGGAACCUCGCCAAGAAAGCAAAGCUGACGGAAGACCUGUUUAACCAGGUCCCAGGGAUCCACUGCAACCCCCUGCAGGGAGCCAUGUAUGCCUUUCCUCGGAUCUUCAUCCCCACCAAGGCCGUGGAGGAGGCUCAGGCCCAUAAGAUGGCCCCAGACAUGUUCUACUGCAUGAAGCUCCUGGAGGAGACGGGUAUCUGUGUUGUGCCCGGCAGCGGCUUUGGCCAGAGGGAAGGCACCUAUCAUUUCAGGAUGACCAUCCUCCCACCAGUGGAGAAGCUGAAGACGGUGCUCCAGAAGGUCAAGGACUUCCACAUAAAGUUCCUGGAGAAGUACGCGUGAGCUCGCCGUGGGCCCGGGGAGCCAGGGGGACCUGUCCUGGGUUUGGCCUGCCGCCACCCAGCCAGGCCUCCCCCAGCGGCUCUGCCGCAGCCUCAGUUGGCCCAGGAGACGUCUUUCUUCGUGCCUUGAUGUUGGGAGCACUUGUCUUCGGAGGAAACCUUGGAGACCCUGUUUAUUGUUGCAACCAAAGUAGAGGGACUUGCUCAGCAGGUGUGGCUAAGGGUCUCAAAAUCUCUGUUUAGUGGUGAUGCUUUGGGAGCAGUCCAUUGGGGUUUCCCACAGCCAGAGUGAAGUCAUGGGGGGUGUUCCAGAUCCAGACUCCAGCAGGUGUUGGGACAUGCCUAACUUCACUACUAGAGGAUUGGAAAUCUAAAACUCAGCAAACGUGAUCUGCAAAAUAAAACCCUUAGUGGUGUGAAAAA